AAGGCUGAAUGGAAUUGUCCAUCAUGGUUGCUCCCGAAAAGAAAAGGUCACGCACAUGAGAACAGGUUUGCUCCAUUGGGUCCUACCUGUGAAAAGGAAUAUGUCACACUAGUCCCUGACACAGGACAAAAUGUCACAGAGCAUACUCAACUUGUCCAGGUCCUUGGCCAGACUGAGCCUCAGAGGUUCUUCCUACACGUUAGUCCAAUGUACCAGAGCAUUGAACUGUAGCAGUCUUCAAUAUGCACUCAAACUCGAAAGCAGUGAGAGGGCAAGAUCAGGAAAAUGUCCUACUCACUUGACAUUGGCUAGUUCACAGAAUAUAUUAUGCUCUGGAUCAGGACUAGUAGUACAAAAAUCAGGACUGCAUACAACAGGCACAGUGCCUCAUGACAACAAGUUUAAGGAUGGGUUUGUCAAGUUCAAGGAACAUCCCAUCUACAAGAAGGGCGCCUACACAUUAAAGCCUAUUCCAUUCCCUAAGAGUGGUGGAAGGGACCCCAAGACAGGAAGAAUUGCCAUCCAUGGCAUCGGAGGUGGACACAAGCGCCGCUACAGGAUGGUGGAUUUCAAGCGAAUUGGUCCAGAGAAAGGACCUCCUACAACAGAAAAGGUGGUCUCUAUCAAGUACGAUCCCAACCGUUCGGCCAGAAUUGCGAUCGUUGCAGGAGGGACCCACAAGCGCUACAUCCUGGCUACCAGGAACAUGCAGGCUGGCAACCUUAUCAGGACGUACGGAGAGAUUCCCAGAAUGCCUGGUGAGUCUGUGAUUCUUCAGCUUCCCUCCAAGCAUCAGAUCUCCAUUGAUGAGCGCUGCAUGGUGACGGUUGGUCAGGUGUCCAACCAUGAACACAACCAGCGCAUCAUCGGUAAGGCCGGGCGCAACCGUUGGCUCGGCAAGCGUCCCAGCAGCGGUCUGUGGCAGAGGAAGGGGGGCUGGGCGGGGCGGAAGAUCAGGCCCUUACCUCCCAUUAAAGUCUACCUGGCUUCUGAUAAGGUGGAGGAGAAGGAAACCUAGCUUGACAAUUAAUGCAACUGUCUAAUUAUCUGUAGUACAUGUUUAUUUCCUAAGCGCCAAAUUGUCAGCCAAAUUAGUAGUUGUAAUUCACAACAGCCAAUGCUCAGAAUAACCAUGAUUUGGAUAUAUACAUGCAUACAGCAUACAUAUUAUGUAUACUUUCAAGUAUCAUAGGCCAAAUAGCAAUUACUCAAGCAACUGGAUAGGUUUUUUUAAAUGUGAUUGCUUGAGUAAUUGCUAUUUGCCAUAUCUUAUUACCUCUAGGUAAUAAUCAUCAAGGUUUUUUUAAUAUCAUGAUUAUGUAAAAUUCUUCAAUAUAUUAACUGCUUACUGUACACUUGCAAUGAGAAGACAUUUUCGAGCUCAGUAAUAAAGGUAGAGACUGA
Messenger RNA from Branchiostoma floridae (Florida lancelet), 1404 nucleotides. Its product is annotated as 39S ribosomal protein L2, mitochondrial-like. Lineage: Eukaryota; Metazoa; Chordata; Leptocardii; Amphioxiformes; Branchiostomatidae. Bases 131 to 1018 code for a protein of 295 amino acids. Gene Ontology annotation, molecular function: RNA binding; structural constituent of ribosome. The record is from RefSeq and is a predicted model, not a curated record. Gene Ontology annotation, biological process: cytoplasmic translation. The transcript has 5 exons. Gene Ontology annotation, cellular component: ribosome.